CGCGGGAAUUUUAUUUGAUGAUGAGGAUGAGACUUUAUGGAUGGCAAAAGAUAACUUGUUGUCGAGAGAAUGGGGAUCAGACGACAGACUAACCAAUACGGCACAGUUUUAUGGUUUACACUACUCUUGUUAAGUGUGUGUUCAGUGUUAAGUGAAACAGGAUGCAGUAAACAGUUCUCCAUUGAGACUGUUGGAUUCCACACAGUUGUGAAAGGGGAUAAUGCCUUGGUCUUGUAUACUGACAUUUUUAAUGGUGGAAAUGUGACUGUUCAUGUGAAGAUUAUUGUGAAGAAAUGUUGUUUAUUUCUACCUGGAGAAAUAUUCUGCAAGGGCAUGAAGCUGAUAGGAAAUCAUCAAGGAGAUGUUCAGCCAUCAAAAUCAAAGCAGUUCAAUUUUGUGUAUCCUACACUGUAUCCUUACGAUCGUAAAGGAGAGUGCGACCUGCUCGUUUCAGCCAACACUUCCUGUGACAUGAACUACCAAGAAGUUACUAUCCCAUUCGAUACACGAGUACAAAUGGACUGGUGGACUGACUGGUUGCCACACUCUGUACAAACUGUACUGUUUGGUGUUGGUGUACGAGACUGCCGAGGAGUUGAUGAAGACAGACUUAGAUUGUGUGUUCCUGUCAACUGUCAACUCAAGUAUGGAGGGACUCGUAAUUUCUUCAAUUCCACAGAAAGAAAAUGUAUGGCAGUACCGAAGUGUGGAACACAGCUGUAUGACCCAGUGAGCAAUGAAUGUAGAGAGCCUACUGACCACCUAAAUAAGGAGAUAUAUAUUCAGGUAUUUAACAAGUCCAGACUCCAAACCACAUCAGAAGAGGCCAAGAAUCCUAACUGGAGAACUCUGGUUGGUCCAAGACUGGACUGUGGCCACGGCCAGCUGUCGCAUGACAAUCUAGACUGCAAGUGUGACCAACAUUGGACAACUCAUACCAAAAAGUUGAGAGGACAAGGGGAGAUCACUGCCAUGUGUAAUGUCUACCACAAGGUUGCAAGGACAUCGAAGAUGAGUCUUGUUAUAAUAUUUGCUUCCUCUGUGCUAUUUUUGAUGGCCGUGGUGGUGAUAUGUCUGUAUGUUAGGGCAAGAUCACUUGAAAAACGCACCUACCAGCCAGGUACAUGUUCAACUGAAAAGGAGUCAUGCUUUCCCAUACUUCACAACAACUGGAAGUCCUUAGCUGGAACUAGUAAAGAGACAAGUCACAUGAUGGGUCAUGUGACAGGUGCUGAUCACAAUAGUCCUUUAGCUGCUGAGGAGGACAGUCAAGAUGAAAUCUAAG
Messenger RNA from Pecten maximus, 1285 nucleotides. RefSeq lists its product as uncharacterized. NCBI's taxonomy places the organism in Eukaryota, Metazoa, Mollusca, Bivalvia, Pectinida, Pectinidae. The record is from RefSeq and is a predicted model, not a curated record. Bases 70 to 1284 code for a protein of 404 amino acids. The transcript is spliced from 11 exons.